This is a messenger RNA of Paramuricea clavata, 1122 nucleotides long. NCBI's taxonomy places the organism in Eukaryota, Metazoa, Cnidaria, Anthozoa, Malacalcyonacea, Plexauridae. The record is from the annotation of a GenBank genome assembly.
AUGUUUAAGCAAGGAUGGCCAGACUCUGAUUUCCAGCAUCUAGUUUAUCUCCACUCUGUUAAUGAUUCAGACAUUGGGGACAUCAACCAUUCAAACAAGUUUCCUGCGAAAAUUCUCCCGAUCAUGUUGAACGAAGUUAGCCGAAGGCUGACUAGGUUUCUAGACAAUCCUUUGGAACAAACAGGUUUUCGACCCUCUGGAAAGAUUGGAGCUGACAAGGCGACUUGGAAGCAUCGAACACGUCAGUUUGUCACAUUUACGACAAUCGUGCCUGACUCACCUAAGUUGUUACACGCAUUUUUUCUUGGCCACCCUGUUGUUAAACAGCACACUGGAGUUGGUGUGACCAACAGUAUCACAGAGUGCGUCAAAAUCUACGACAUAAAUAGGUCACAGUACUUUGGCGGUUCAUUCGACAGUGCAUAUUUCCACCUCAAUGUCCCAGAGAAACUGGACUGUUAUUUUGGUUUUGAGGGAAACAAGAGGAAACACCAUGACUGGGACCCACUUCACAAAGCUGGACUACAAGACAUCCAUAUAAGGAAAGAUCCAACAUUUGAAUGGUUAGUUUACACCAUGAAGAUCAUUGGAGAAGUAUUUAAGGUUGUGAAUUAUGGUAAAGAAUUCGAGCACCUCUUUUCCGUAGCCAAGGAAAUGAAGGAGAGCGGAGAAGCUGACAUCAGUUUCAAAACACCCAAAUUCUUUUCCGAGACAAGGUUUGCUAACCAUGCAAGAAAGGUAUACGUCAGUUUCCGCGAAGAUUUCCCUGCCAUCAUACGCACCUUGGAGGAAGUUCAGCUUGAAAACAUGGAAGGAAACAGUGACGACAGGAAGAAGGCAACCCACGCAAGUGAUCUCUCAGACAAGAUACUCAACAAGCAGUUUACUGUGAUACUUUCUGGACUUUGUGAUAUUUAUGAAGUUUUUGGUCAUGGCGUCAACAUCCUUCAGACUGUUGAUAUGCUGCCACAUGAUAAAUUUGACCGAUUUCACUCAGUUGUGAUCGGUAAAUUUAAUUUGAUGACUGCAUCUUUAGACCAUGCUACAUGUAUCAGCUCUCAUAGUUCUAAAGGUCAAUGGCCAACGCUCCACCAUGAUUUAGAAGAAAUCAAAACACUGUGA